This is a messenger RNA of Xiphophorus maculatus (southern platyfish), 1694 nucleotides long. RefSeq names its product solute carrier family 25 member 46 (gene slc25a46). The record is from RefSeq and is a predicted model, not a curated record. The transcript is spliced from 8 exons. Gene Ontology annotation, cellular component: mitochondrial outer membrane. NCBI's taxonomy places the organism in Eukaryota, Metazoa, Chordata, Actinopteri, Cyprinodontiformes, Poeciliidae. Bases 99 to 1343 code for a protein of 414 amino acids. Gene Ontology annotation, biological process: axon development; mitochondrial fission; mitochondrial membrane fission.
UCCUUCGGUUCGAGUCCAGCCUCCCCCCCGGCUCUCGGUCCCGGUCCAUGCCCGCCUCUGCGCUCUGAUCCGCGGUUCUCUCUCGGUCCUUGUUCCUCAUGGCCUCCAGAAGGCCGGACAGCUUCGACGGGUACGGGUUCCGGAGCGACCAGUACGGAGCCGGAUACCCGGCCCGGAGCUCCGGGCCCGCCAGCGGGGUCUCCGGGGAGCUGCAGCAGCACCAGUGGGUCACCAGCCCGCCGGACAUCCCGGGCAGCCGGAACCUCCACCCCGGGGAGCGGACGCCGCUGUACGAGGAGGCCGAGCCGGGGUCCCGCUGGGAGGCUCCGCAUGGCGCGGGCGUUCCUCCAGAACAGCUGAACCGGUUCGCUGGGUUCGGGAUCGGACUGGUCAGUCUGUUCACGGAGAACGUCUUGGCCCAUCCCUGCAUCGUGUUCCGGCGCCAGUGCCAGGUCAACUACCACGGCCGCUGCUACCACCUGAGCCCGUUCAGCGCUGUCGGCGUCAUGUACGCCAUCACCAAGGCCCAGGGGCCGAAGGCUCUGUGGAAGGGCAUGGGCAGCACCUUCAUCGUCCACGGCAUCGCCCUGGGCGCCGAGGGCGUCAUCAGCGAGUUCACGCCGUUACCACGGGAGCUUCCUCACAGCUGGAGCUGGAAGCAGCUGGCCGGACAUCUGCUGCUGAAAGGGCUAACCGCUGUGGUGGCGCUACCGUUCUACUGCGCUAGCCUCAUCGAGACCGUCCAGAGUGAGAUCGUCCGGGAUGAGUCGUCGUCCGGCCUGCUGGACUGCGUCCGUGAGGGUCUGACGCGGCUGCUGGGUGUCGGCGCCCCUCACAGCCGCCGCCUGCUUCCUCUCAGCUACCUGCUGCUUCCUGUGGCCGCCCACGCCAUCCUGCGCUACGCGGUGGCGGCCUCCGUCCAGCGGGCGGUGCUGUGGCUGCACCAGCGCGGCGGGAAGCGGCGCCCGGUCCCGUCCGACCCGCUGGACGCCUACUUCCCGGAGCUGGCGGCGGCGUGGGCGGGAUCUCUGGCGGCGGACGUGCUGCUGUUCCCUCUGGAGACGGCGUUGCACCGCCUCGGCCUGCAGGGGACGCGCACCAUCAUCGACGCCACGGACGGGGCAGAGGUGGCGGGGAGCGGCGGCAGCCCGCUGGUGCUGCCGGUCAACACGCAGUAUGACGGCCUGGCGGACUGCCUGCACGCCAUCCGGAGGAAGGAAGGCGCCGCCGGCUUCUACCGCGGCUUCGGCGCACUGCUGGCGCAGUACUCUCUGCACGGCGCGCUGCUGGCCGCCGCCAGGACGCUGCUCAGGAUCGUGCUGCUGGACGCCAAGGCCUGCUGAGGCGUCGCCAUGGAGACGCCAUGACCACAGGACUUUGGCUGGCUGGUAAUUGGCUGAUAAUCUGAACGCUGGAGGUUGAUCGUGUUACUGAUUACAUUAUUUCCACAUCCUCUCCUCUGAUCACCAUGGAAACCAUUUGUUGACUUCGAUUCUGUCUUCCUAUUGGCUGCUGGAAAACAAACCGGAUGUAAACAAGCGAUCCGCCCAGCAGAUUCUGUGUAUAAAAGUGUAAAAAAUUAAACGUCGUCUGUGAAAAUGUAAUUCAAAUUAAAUUAUUUGUGAUUCGUUGAUAAAUAUACAGAAUUUUCCUCCUGAACAAUUUAAAAUAAAUAAAUUGUCGUCAGGUGUUAA